Lottia gigantea (owl limpet) is the source of this 1245-nucleotide messenger RNA. RefSeq lists its product as hypothetical. NCBI's taxonomy places the organism in Eukaryota, Metazoa, Mollusca, Gastropoda, Lottiidae. The transcript is spliced from 7 exons. The record is from RefSeq and is a predicted model, not a curated record. Gene Ontology annotation, molecular function: protein binding. The coding region runs from base 188 to 781 and encodes 197 amino acids.
GUCCCAACCUACAUUCCACUGUGACGUAGCUGUGAGAAAGUGCACGACCGGUCAUUAUUAUCCUAUUCUUAACUGCCCAACGGUCUGUGUAGAUAUUUAGUAGAUAAGGUUCUUAUAUUAGGAUACUCGUAUUGAAUAUUUGUGAAGAUUUUUUAGUUCAGACUAACUGUUACUCAAAUUAAGCGGAAUGGCAAACAGACCUAAAGGUUACGGAUUAACACAUGAAAUCAAUAGAAAGAUUGCUGGGAAAUAUGAUACAGAACUAGAACAAGAAGCCAGAAUAUGGAUAGAAGCUAUAUUAGGUAGAGAAUUAAAACCAGGCAGUGAUUCAUCUCAACCUUUAGGUAUGCAUGAUUUUGGAAGCGCUUUAAAAGAUGGUACAGUUUUAUGCGAAUUAAUGAACCAAAUUCAACCAGGCAGCAUCAAAAGAGUCAACACAACUACUAUGGCCUUCAAACAAAUGGAAAACAUCUCCAAUUUCUUACAAGCAAUAGAAAAGUAUGGUGUGUCUAAAGUGGACAGUUUUCAAACAGUAGAUUUAUAUGAGGGUCAAAAUAUGACUCAAGUGGUCAAUGGUCUUCAUGCUUUAGGUAGAAAGGCCCAGAAAAAUGGUUACAGUGGUCCAAGGUUAGGAUUAAAAGAAGCUGAAGCAAACCCUAGAAACUUUACAGAGGAACAGUUAAAGGCUGGGGAAGGAGUUAUUGGUCUUCAAAUGGGAUCAAACGCAGGAGCUUCACAGGCUGGCAUGAAUUUUGGAAAAUCGCGACAUAUUCUCGACUAAUUAUUUUGAUGAACCUAGAAUAACAAAUAUUUCUUACAUAUACAUGUAGAUCUACUCUUUGUACAGUUAAUAUUAUAUAAGACUCCUGGCAUCAUCAAACAAUAUCUGAAUUUUUACUAUUUGAAAUUUACAUAUGUAUAUAACUAUGUAUUGCAGAGUUUAGUCUGAACCAAAACAAUCCCUUUUUCUUAUAUGCACCUUUUUUAUUAGAGCUUAAUGUUGAAGAUCUGAAUUGAUCAAUAAAUAUCUUGAAAAUCUUGAAAGAUUUGAAAUGUUUAAAAUCUUGAAGAUCUGAAUUGUUUAAUAUCUUAAAGAUCUUAAAUGUUUCAAGUCUUGAAGAUCUGAAUUGUUCAAUAUUUUAAAGAUUUGAAACGUUUAACAUCUUGAAGAUCUGAAUUGUUAAAUAUCUUGAAGAUCUGAAUUAACCUUUCAAUAGUUUGAAGAUCUAAAUUGAUCAUUAUCUU